GUGUGCUACAACUUCCAACUGUGACGGGCUUUGUUCUGAUCUUACCUCCCGUCUCUUCGACACCUCACCGACAUCACUCACACCCAUACCCGUCUCCACUCCCUCAUCGCCGCCAUCAUCGACGCCGCCGCCAUGUCGAACCGUGCAAUGGUACCACUGCUAGUGACCAUGAUGCUUGUUACGGGAGUCUGCAACACUCUCCUCACCAAAUACCAGGACAUGCAGUGCGUGAGAGACUGCGAUACCGACCGCCCCAAGAUGUUCGAGCAGCCCGUGAUACAAACGCUGCAGAUGUUCGUCGGGGAGAGCGGUUGUUGGAUCGUUGUUUUCGUGGGCUACCUCUAUCGCCUGCUGCGAAAUUCCGACGGCACCACGCCCAAUGGCGAAGUUGCCUACGAGUCUGUAAGAGCGAGCGAUACGAUGGACGACGGCAGCGACGCCGAGAAUGACGACGAUGACGACGACGAUGGGGAGGUCAAUACUGCACUUACGUCUUCUCAGACGCUCGUGGAUCCCACAAACAUCAUCGCAAAGCCUGUCUUUGAUGCUGAACAUAGACAACGAGUCCCAUUGCAGGGCUGGAAAGUGGUUCUCCUUGCGGCGCCAGCGAUUUGCGACAUCUGUGGCACCACUCUGAUGAACGUAGGCCUAUUGUUUGUGGCAGCGUCCAUCUACCAAAUGACCCGCGGAGCUCUUGUGCUGUUUGUUGGACUGCUCAGUGUCCUCUUCUUGAAGCGUCACCUGGGUGGCUGGAAAUGGGCAAGCUUGUUCAUAGUUGUGCUUGGUGUCGCUGUGGUUGGGCUGGCCGGAGUCCUCGACCAGCAGCAUUCCGCUCAGCCUCAACCCGGUGCUACUGACACCGGAUCCAAGAAUGACCUCGCCAAGACCGCUCUCCGCAUACGUGGGGCGGCAUCGACUCUCGAAGCGCACACCGCGAGGGAGACACUUAUUGGUUUUGUCCUGAUCGCAUGUGCUCAGAUAUUCACUGCCACCCAGUUUGUAGUCGAAGAGUCCAUCAUGGAGAGGUAUUCCAUGGACCCCAUCAGGGUCGUAGGCUGGGAAGGCGUCUUUGGAUUCCUCGUGACAUUGCUCGGUAUGGGAAUACUGCAUGCCCUCGUCGGUAGAACAGACGCGGGGAGAGGCGGGUACUUUGAUGCUCGGGAAGGCUUCUACGAGGUGUUUCACUACAGAGCUAUUGGCUUGACAUCGAUUCUCAUUAUGAUCUCCAUCGGAGGCUUCAAUUUCUUCGGCUUGUCUGUGACACGCGUCAUCUCUGCAACAUCACGAUCCACGAUAGACACAUGCCGCACGCUGUUCAUUUGGCUCGUUAGCCUCGGACUCGGCUGGGAAACAUUCAAAUGGUUGCAAGUACUGGGCUUCGCCUUGCUCGUUUAUGGAACCGCUGUGUUCAAUGAGAUAGUACAACCUCCGACUAUUUCCUUCCUCCGACGAAAGCGAGCCGUAGCUCUGGGCAAUUGAUGAAGCCCCUCCAGACGGAUAGACUUGUGUGUCUACCGCGUCUCAAUGGUGUGCGCUUUAAUAUAUUCUCUAUGAAGCAGAUCGCAUAGACCUCCACCGAUGACAACGUCAAUUGGCGCCCAGUACCGAGCACCCACCUUCCACGUCAGUCUAAAGAUCCAACUUACGGCCCCUAUACAGGCACCAACGUCCACGUGUUUCCUGACUUCCGCUUCAUCGCGGUAGUAGAGCUCUCUUUCGUGACACCAGCGAGGGAUGAAGGUGCGAUAUUCAAUUUGCGCAGCUUGCGCCACCAAUAUUAAGGGCACGACCAUGCACGCUCUGUGCAUUGCAGUCAUGGUCUUUGCAUUGCGAAAAAUAGAGGCACGUGCGGUGAAGCCAAAGUGGUGAAUUUGCGAGACAUGUCGGAGGCCGCCUGCGCCCGCAAUGAAGGGAGCGGCAUCGACCAGCGUGGCCUCGGCGUCUGUACGCUGCAGGAAUGCGGGAAGGUUGUGGUGGUGGAUAUAUUUAUUGGGAUCUUGUCCGAUUUGCGGAUGCCACCGGUUAUCCUGCGGUGUUUUGAGAUUCCAGAAGAAGAGGUAUUGCAGAAUUG
This is a messenger RNA of Sphaerulina musiva SO2202, 2071 nucleotides long. RefSeq lists its product as uncharacterized. Bases 133 to 1479 code for a protein of 448 amino acids. Gene Ontology annotation, molecular function: pyrimidine nucleotide-sugar transmembrane transporter activity. The transcript is spliced from 3 exons. The record is from RefSeq and is a predicted model, not a curated record. NCBI's taxonomy places the organism in Eukaryota, Fungi, Ascomycota, Dothideomycetes, Mycosphaerellales, Mycosphaerellaceae. Gene Ontology annotation, cellular component: Golgi membrane; intracellular membrane-bounded organelle. Gene Ontology annotation, biological process: pyrimidine nucleotide-sugar transmembrane transport.